AUGACCGACAUCGUUAGCAACUGGAAGCUGGAGCAGUUUGUGCUCCAGAAGUGUCUCCCCCCAGUUUGGUCCCCGGGGGCCUUCCAGGGCCCGGAGGCAUACCAGCAGCUGUGCCAGCAGUGGGAGAGCUGGUCGGAGGAGACCAAAAAGCCCAAACCCACAAACAAAUGCAAGAAGCGAGCGGCUUUGCAGGGUUUGCUGAUGGUGGGCAGGGAGUUGUCCAAAUUGCUGAAGGAGGCUCUUGAGAAUGUGCAGACGCUGGAGCAGGCCAAGGGUGAGCUCAAAAUGCAGGUGGACAACCUGCGGGCAGAGGUGCAGGGUUUGUGCGGGGACUCUCUGCGGAAUGCAGUGGAGAUCACCCGGCUGGAGAGCAAGCUGGGGUACGAGAAGCUGAAAACAGAGGAGCUGGAGAAGGAGGUCGGGAAGUGGAUCGGGGAGACCCACGACGCCCAGAGCGCGGUGCGGGCGGUCCUGCAGGACAUCCAGCGGGACCGGGGCACCGGCCCCGAUCACAAGGUAUGCCACGCCAAGAUCCAGGAGCUGCAGGCAGAACUGGGGGUGUCGAGGGGCAUCGUGGCUGCCAUCCAAGGCAAGAGGAGCCGGUUCGGGAAUGGUGAAGGGGAGGACUCCCUGGACCCGCACCCACCCCACUACGACUAUGAGGAUGAUGUGUGGGGUGCCAAUGGCCCCACCAGGCCAUCUCCCUACGCUCCUCUGCGGGAGGAGAUGUCCCAGCUGCAGGGAGGGGAGGCCAUAGACACCAACAGGCCUGUGCUCUGGUUUACGCCUGAGCAGCUCAAAACAGUGGGGAAGAUGCUGGGGCCAUUGACAAAAGAUACGGCAGUCAACUGGCUGUCCCGGGCCCAGCGGCUGCCCAGGUGCCAGGGCGGCAACUCGGUGAGUGACCUGAUAGACGUGGUGAGAAAGUGCAUGAAACCAGACGACUUCGCAGCACUGCCAGGGGACGUGCAGAUGGGCAACGUCCAGGACAUCGGGGACGUCCAGUUGGCCGUGCUGAAGGUGUUCUUCCCGGAGGUCAACCCCUUAGUGCUCUUCCACCAGGAGAAGCAAAAUCCCGAGGAGCGGCCGGAUGCCUACGUUAACCGUAAGAAGAUGCUCUACCAGAUGGCCGGGCUGCCUGGCUCAAAGGACUCCCCCCUCGAUUUUGACAGGCCCGAAUUUAAGGAGCCACUGGUGGUGGGGCUGACCCCUCCGUUGCGGGUGAUUGCUGGUGGGGACGCGGCCAGAAAGCCACUGUCGGAGCUAGAGCAGAUCCUGACACAGAAUUUUGAGCUGCAAAAGCAGGCGUUCCCGGGGUACAUGCUGGGGGGGAAGAAAGGGAAAGCCUCGGCCAUGUCCUUCCAAAAUGCGGGGGUGAGAAAAAUGCAAGGAGACAACCGAAAAGAUCCUGAUGGCAAGGGCGGUUCAGGGAAGGAGAACCAGCAAGGGCUGAGGUUUCAGAAGUCCAACCCUUGGCGAGCUGAGCUGAGGAAGCGCUUGAUAAAAUACGAGAAGCAGGAGGAUAUCGAUGGCUUGCCGGACGCGGAGCUCUUCCAAAAACUGGCCCUGCACGAGGCCAAAAAGCACAGCAGCUCCAACCCGAUUGACCCGGGGUCUAAGGCUCAGCAAUAGGGCUGCCAGGCACCUGCAUCGCCCCUUUUUGUGGCACCGAUUAAGACCGAUUCAUGGGGGCGCCUGAUAGUUGAUAUAACUAUUGGAGGAGGGGUGCUUGGACAAGUGAUGUUAAUUGAUACUGGUGCCUCUUAUUCAAUUCUGAAUAUGGUUCCUAGUGAAGCAGGGCUCUUCCAAACCUGUGAAAUUAUUGAACUGACAGGGCCGAACGGCCAAAAAUCAUCAGUGCCGUUCACAGGGCCCGUAAACUUUGAAAUUGGGACUGCCAAAGGGUCUGAAAAAUUUGGGAAAAUGGAAAUGAAGGGAAAGCCAGGAAUUUUAGCCAUCUCCGCGCUGACAAAGAUGGGGGUGGUGGUGGACCUGGUAAACCAAGUACUGUUACACUGCC
Pelecanus crispus (Dalmatian pelican) is the source of this 2020-nucleotide messenger RNA. The record is from RefSeq and is a predicted model, not a curated record. Lineage: Eukaryota; Metazoa; Chordata; Aves; Pelecaniformes; Pelecanidae.